Messenger RNA from Astrephomene gubernaculifera, 879 nucleotides. Lineage: Eukaryota; Viridiplantae; Chlorophyta; Chlorophyceae; Chlamydomonadales; Astrephomenaceae. The record is from the annotation of a GenBank genome assembly.
CAGAGGGGGAGGACGCGGGCGGCGGGGCGGGCGCUGCCGGCGGCCCCGCACUGGGGCCGGGUGGCGAGGUGCUGGUGCCCAGUAGCGGGGCCAACCCGGGCAUGCUGCUGCAUGCGGUGCAUGCCAGGACGUGGCUGUACCCCAAGGACAUGCCUGUGCGGCGCUACCAGUACGCCAUGGUUCGCUCCGCGCUCUUCCACAACACGCUGGUGUGCCUGCCCACCGGGCUGGGCAAGACGCUCAUUGCGGCCGUGGUGAUGCUCAACUACUACAGGUGGUUCCCCGGCGGCAAGAUUGUGUUUGUUGCGCCCACGAAGCCCCUCGUUGAGCAGCAGAUGAAGGCCUGCAAGGAGAAGACAUGCAUACCCAAGGCCGACAUCGUGCAGCUGACCGCUGCUCGCGGCGGCUCCACGGACGGCCGAGCCGCCGAAUGGGCCGCCCGCCGCGUCUUCUUCUGCACCCCGCAGAUCCUGGAGAACGACAUCGAAAAGGGAAUCUGUCCUAAAGACAAGCUGGUGCUGGUGGUGGUAGACGAGUGUCACCGGGCCACAGGCAAGAACGCGCCGGUGGCUGCCCUUCAGACCCUACGCGCCGAGCGCCAGCGGGUGCGCAUCGUGGGUUUGAGCGCCACCCCCGGCUCCAGCGACACUGCGGUGCAGGAGGUGAUUCGCAACCUGGGUGCCAGCAGGGUGGAGUUCCGGAGCGAGGAGGACGAGGACGUCAGCGUGUACUGCCACCGCAAGCAGGUUGACGUGCUGGAGGUGGAUCCCGACAACAUGCUGAAGCCCGUUGCGGAGGGCGUGGUGGCGCUGCUGCGGAGGGUCAACGACAAACUGCUGCGCUACCGGUUGGUGACCCGAUCUGACGCGGAGAAUGUGG